GAGAAGAACAACUACUUCCUCGAAGAUGAGAAGGGGACUGAGUGGGAAUGGAUCGCGAGCCGCAACACUUGGAGCGAAACGGUCCCCGAAGAGCUCAUGAAACAAUGGGCCGAAGCAUACAAGGUUGAAGGAGUCGACGAGAAUGAGCCCGCUAUGAAUCCAGCCCAGAAACGGAAGCAGGCGCAGCUCGACAAUCCGGAGGAAAAUCCAAAUGCCAACAAAGCCAAGCGUACUACCAAUGCCACGACUGGAAAAACCACUGCCACCGACAAACUUCUGGAUCCGGAUAAUGCCAUCGUUGUGACGGGCCUUCCUCUGGAUGUGAAUGCUGACGAGAUCGAGAAAGUGUUCCAACGCUACGGAGUCAUUGCGGAGACACCGAACGAUUCAAGCAAGAUCAUCCACAUCAGCGAGAACGAGGAUGGUCUGCCCACGGGCAACGCUGUCAUUGUCUUCAACGAUCUACACGGCGUUGCGCAAUCCAUAGAAUUACAAGAUGACGCAGAAUUCAGCCGCAAAGGCAGCCGCAAGACGAACAAAAUCAGUGUACGAGCCGCCACAAAAGAGGAUUUUCAACGCGAGAAGGUUCGUAUCGAUAAGCCAGUCCGUCUGAAGUCUUUCGAAGACGAGGACGAAGAGCCAAUCCCUGCUCCUCGCAAGUCUGCAUCCUGGGAGAAAUUGGUCAUUAUCAGUAACAUCUUCACCCUGGCGCAACUCGAGGAGGACGAAGAGCUUGCAGACGACAUUCACAGAGAUGUUCUGGAAGAUGCCGAGACAAUCGGACCCGUCAAGAAUGUCGUCGUUUACGACCUGGAGCCGCGAGGAAUCUGCGUCAUUCGUUUCCGGGACGUGGAGUCUGCCCAGAAGUGUGCCGAUGCUUGGGAUGGUCGAAGAUACAAUGGAAGAGCGGUCCGUGCCGGUGUGCCUACUGAAGCGGUGAAGUUCAAGAGAAGCUUGAAAACUCGCAAAGAGGACGAUGAGGAGGAGCGCCUUGCGCAAUUCUCGAAGGACCUUGAGGCUGGAGCUUAA
Zymoseptoria tritici IPO323 is the source of this 1029-nucleotide messenger RNA. RefSeq lists its product as uncharacterized. Gene Ontology annotation, cellular component: U2-type spliceosomal complex; U2 snRNP. Bases 97 to 1029 code for a protein of 310 amino acids. The transcript is spliced from 5 exons. Lineage: Eukaryota; Fungi; Ascomycota; Dothideomycetes; Mycosphaerellales; Mycosphaerellaceae. Gene Ontology annotation, molecular function: RNA binding. The record is from RefSeq and is a predicted model, not a curated record.